UUGUCUCAUCUUGCCCAUAAAUCAGAUUUUGAGGUUUUAAUUACGUCAUAACAGUUAUCAUGUGUUUCAACUAUUUGUUCAAUAUAUAAAAUUGUAUUCAUGCCUUUGUUUUUAGGAAUGUUAAACUACGUCAUCAUUAAGUUCAAGAUUUUAGACAGUUUUAUGUCGCAGUAUGGUUUAAAAAAUUCUACUUCAAACUGUGAUGAUUAUUUUAUCAGCUGGGCGUAUUAUCCUAGAAUUGUUCAAAGAUGUUGCACCUAAAACUUGUGAAAACUUCAGAGCUCUCUGUACAGGGGAAAAUGGUGUUGGAAAAAAAGGAAAACCUCUUCACUAUAAAGGUUGCAGAUUUCAUAGAGUAAUUCGUCAGUUCAUGGUUCAAGGUGGAGACAUCACAAACAAUGAUGGAACUGGAGGAGAAAGUAUAUAUGGAGAGAGUUUUGAAGAUGAAAACUUCAACUUAAAGCAUGAUAAAGCAGGGCUUCUUGGAAUGGCUAAUGCUGGUCCAAAUACCAACAGUUCUCAGUUUUAUAUCACAACAGUUCCUACUUCUCAUCUAGACAACAAACAUGUUGUUUUUGGUAGAGUAAAGAAAGGUUUGGGUACUGUCCACCUGCUGGAAAGUGCACAUACAGGACCAAAUGACAGACCAGUAGAGGAUUGUUUUAUAUACAACUGUGGAGAAAUACAACCUGGUGAAGAUUUUGGUCUUGGUGAAAAAGAUGGAACAGAAGAUGUAUUUCCAAUGUUUCCUGAAGAUGCAGAAAUACACUUUACACAGAUAGAAAAGGUUCUUCAAGUUUCAGAAAUGAUCAAAAGAUCUGGGAACUUGUAUUUUAGGAAGCAGGACUAUGUUAUGGCACAUGCCAAGUACAAGAAAGCAUUAAGGUAUCUUAAUAAACUACAAGAAGUCAAUGAACUUCAAAAAGAUGAAGAGAGAAAAGUGAUUGUUUUUGUAUUACCUUGUAUUCUGAAUAGGCUCUUGAUCUGGAUUCUACAAAUCCAAAAGCUUUAUUCAGAAGAGGUCAAGCUUUUCAUGGGAGAAGAGAUUAUGACAGAAGUUUGAGAGAUCUCCAUCAAGCUUUGAAGUUUGCUCCACAUGAUAAAGCGGUUAUGGCAGAAAUAGUGGCUGUGAAGGGAGAAAUGCAAGCAUACAAAGCCAAGGAAAAAAAAGCCUAUGCUAAACUGUUCCAUUGACACUGAGUUCUAGUACCUUAAAAUUUUUGGCACCUGGAACAGAAAGGUAAAUAGGUGUACCAUGGAUAAACUGGUAUUUUAUUAUAGUAAUUGUAGACCAGAAUUAAGAACGUGUCAUUAGUUGUCCCAAGAGUAUACUGAUGUGCAAUGAUAAUACUGAGCCAGGGAAACAAAAUUCUUUGGUGACAUGCUUCUAAAUGUAAUUAUGCUAGUUCUGUGAGAAAGACAAAUUGGAAAGAAAAGUAUAUUGAUUUGUUCAAGGAGGAAAUAAUUAUUAUGAAGUAUUACAAAAUCAAGAAAAGUUUUAAGAUAAUUCAGCUGAUCCAGUACUGGUUAAAAGGCUAUUGACCUCGACCAAGAAGAAAGAAAAAAACAUUAUGGUACUGAACUUAUACCACAGAUGAACAAAUCACCUAACCCUUAAAGGAAGAGCGAGAUUUUGUUAGGCUGCUUUUAUAAACUUAUCCUUGCAGAUAUAGUUCUAGAGGCCUACAAACAACUGUAGUUAUUCAGAAAGAAUACUAACCGGUGAUAAACUUAUUUGUAAUUAUUUGAAAAUGUAAUACUUACACUUUUUGUUUGCAUGACAAUUCCAUCCUUAUUCAGUGAUUAAAUUGGGACAGAAUGGUCUGGAACAGUGCUCUGCCUCUCGAGGAAUCUUGGCCAUCAGUGUUCGUGGUCUUCUGAUUGGAAUGUGAAAGUGGAUCACAAAAGGGAGUUCCACCAUUUUCAAAAUCCUAAUUUAACCACUGCUCUUAUUAACAGUUGGAAGCUCUACAAUGGAAUGAAAGUCUGAAAACUGAUCAAUAUGUGUCAAUUUAAUCUCCUUAAUGUUUGGUAAGAAAGCUUUGUAUCCAUCACUCUUUUACUUCAAAAUCAUAAUAGAAACACAGACUGAUUAUUAGAAAGGAAUGCACUGUUUAUUGCAAAUAGACAAGUGGGCAGCUUAGUUACCUAUUCCUCUCAAGAGGUAGUAACUUGUAACAGCAAUAAAUUGUCACUGAUAUUUUUGCUCUAUUGUAUAUUAUAGCAUGUAGAUAGAACAUUUGAUCCUUGAUGAUUUUUCGACGUUAUGGCUUAAUGAAAGUUUUACUGAUAUUUUCCCCAAUCCUUUUAUACUUUAAUACACACAAUUGUUAGUUGAAGGUAAGUGCUAAUAUAGCCAUUUUAAAAGAAUAUUGUAUGUGAAGUGAACAGAGUGAUUAAUAUAUUUUGUGUAUCUAACAUAAUUUUCUCUCUGUUUCAAAAAAACAAAGGGAAUAGUACAGUAAGUUCUUUCAUUAAAUCUUAUUGUCAUACCUUUUCUUCUGAUAAAGACAUUCCAAAUUAAAAAUAUGUUUAACACAUUAAAAA
Limulus polyphemus (Atlantic horseshoe crab) is the source of this 2547-nucleotide messenger RNA. RefSeq names its product peptidyl-prolyl cis-trans isomerase 3-like. Gene Ontology annotation, biological process: protein folding; protein peptidyl-prolyl isomerization. Gene Ontology annotation, molecular function: peptidyl-prolyl cis-trans isomerase activity. The coding region runs from base 203 to 1063 and encodes 286 amino acids. Lineage: Eukaryota; Metazoa; Arthropoda; Merostomata; Xiphosura; Limulidae. The transcript is spliced from 10 exons. The record is from RefSeq and is a predicted model, not a curated record.